Melospiza georgiana is the source of this 1014-nucleotide messenger RNA. RefSeq names its product SAM pointed domain containing ETS transcription factor (gene SPDEF). Gene Ontology annotation, cellular component: nucleus. The transcript has 5 exons. Gene Ontology annotation, biological process: cell differentiation; regulation of transcription by RNA polymerase II. Lineage: Eukaryota; Metazoa; Chordata; Aves; Passeriformes; Passerellidae. The record is from RefSeq and is a predicted model, not a curated record. The coding region runs from base 1 to 1014 and encodes 337 amino acids. Gene Ontology annotation, molecular function: DNA-binding transcription factor activity, RNA polymerase II-specific; sequence-specific DNA binding.
AUGGGCAGUGCCAGCCCCGGGCUGCCCGCUCUGCCCCCCGGCCGCCUCUCCUGGCCGGACCCCGCGCUGCUGCCGCCCCCCCGGGACCCCGAACCCCGGCGCUGGGGGUGCCCCGAGAGCCCCAGCCCCCCCGGGACCCCCGAGCAGCCCCUGCCAGCCUUCUGCCUGCACUACUUCGACAUGCUGUACCCGGAGGACGCGGCCUGGGCCGCCAAGGGCACCGGGGAGCCGGCCCCGAGCAGCGGGCAGGGCGGGCGGGACGAGGCGAGGAAGGAGCCGGAGCAGUGUCCCAUCAUCGACAGCCAGGGGCUGGGGCUGGGCACCGAGGGGGACCUGCAGGACAGCCUGCACCUGGAGGAGCACUCGCUGGAGCAGGUGCAGAGCAUGGUGGUGGGCGAGGUGCUCAAGGACAUCGAGACAGCCUGCAAGCUGCUCAACAUCGCCGCAGACCCCAUGGACUGGAGCCCCGGCAAUGUGCAGAAGUGGAUCCUGUGGACGGAGCACCAGUACCGGCUGCCGCAGAUCGGGAAGUCCUUCCAGGAGCUGUCGGGAAAGGACCUGUGUGCCAUGUCCGAGGAGCAGUUCUGCCAGCGCUCCCCCGCCUGCGGCGACAUCCUGCACGCCCACCUCGACAUCUGGAAGUCCGCCGCCUGGAUGAAGGAGAAGGCUGCCCCCGGAGAUGUCAGAUACUGCGGAGGUGACACCGGCUGGGCCGACAGCGAGGUGGACUCGUCCUGUGCCGGCCAACCCAUCCACCUGUGGCAGUUCCUCAAGGAGCUGCUGCUGAAGCCGCACAACUACGGCCGCUUCAUCCGCUGGCUCAACAAGGACAAAGGCAUCUUCAAGAUCGAGGACUCGGCGCAGGUGGCGCGGCUGUGGGGCAUCCGCAAGAACCGCCCGGCCAUGAACUACGACAAGCUGAGCCGCUCCAUCCGGCAGUACUACAAGAAAGGGAUCAUCCGCAAGCCCGACAUCUCCCAGCGCCUCGUCUACCAGUUCGUGCACCCGGUGUGA